This is a messenger RNA of Phytophthora nicotianae INRA-310, 1833 nucleotides long. RefSeq lists its product as hypothetical. The coding region runs from base 1 to 1671 and encodes 556 amino acids. The transcript has a single exon. Lineage: Eukaryota; Oomycota; Peronosporomycetes; Peronosporales; Peronosporaceae. The record is from RefSeq and is a predicted model, not a curated record.
AUGGCCACUUCAACUACGGCUGACACGCCAACCAAUUCCAAGCCCAAGACUCUUUCGGCCGCGUCGCCUACCAAUUUUCAAGAGCUCAAGACUCCAGAUGCGCUCGAGGGUGGAGCAUUGCGUCCGGGUGGACCUCCAAAUAUCUACAGUCGAGAGACGAUUGGCAUCCUAAUCCAGUAUGGUGCACUGGGAGUGAUCAACGGCACCAUCUAUGGCUUGGUGUAUCCAUUCCUCAAUAACUAUCUGAGAAUGUCUGGGACUGCAACAGCUUCAGCCAAGGUGCUUGUUCGCAUCCCGUGGACCUUCCGGAUGUUCUUCGGUAUCCUCUCGGACUGCUUUCCGAUUUGGGGAUAUCGCCGUCGUCCAUACAUGGUUUUUGGGUGGAUCUUCGCUACAAUUUGUCUGCUGCUCAUGGUCAUUUUCCCGACGGGUGACCCGUACUAUGGUGAUCCGGACCUCGCCUAUGUUGCCGCUGCCAACCUCACGGACGAUCAACUUGCACUCAUCAACGAAGACGCCCCCGACGCAGGAACUAAAUUUAUUCUGCUCAUGAUCUUCGCCAACCUUGGAAUGACCAUGGCAAUUGCUGCUUCCGAUGGUGUAGUUAUCGAGUUAGCACAACGUGAACCAGCGGAAACACGAGGCUCUGCACUGACUAUGAUGCAGGUCUUCAAGCAAGUCAUGUCCAUCUUUUCGUCCGCCAUGGUGGGCUUCGGGCUCAACGGUGAAGACUUCGGUGGUUCUUUCUCGGGUUCCAUGGGUGUAAGUGCCAUUUCUGCUGUAUGUGCCGCUGCUGCAUUAAUUGCCACAGUGUCGUCGUGGUUCUUUGUGGCUGAGACCAAGGAACCUGCAAGAUCUUUCCGCGAAUACGUUGGUCUCCUGUUCGACUUGGUGCAGCAUCGUGUGGUUUACCAGCUCAUAGCCUUCCGGUUUUUCUACUUUGUGUUUUCACUGAUGAGCGUGACGGCCGUGAGUCCCAUUGAAAGUCUUUGGGCCAAGGUAGAGCCCGUGAAUGAUGCCAUCUCCAGUAUCCUCGCGGCUAUUAUCUCUGCGGGCUCACUCUAUGUCAUCAAGCGAUAUGGUCUCACCUGGAACUGGCGCACCAUCGUCGUCAUCACGCAGCUAUCGGUUGUCUUUGUAGAUUGUUUCCCUACAUUCUUUACUAUUUGGGAUGUCUAUCGAAGCCAGUGGAUGUGGCUAGGUCCGCCUUUGCUGGAAGAAGUUCCAAGCACAAUUUCCAAGAUUGUAUCGCAGUAUGCCACGAUCGAGAUCGUCGAAGGUGGAAAUGAAGCUGCUGUCUUUGGCUUGAUCACCACGUGCCAGACUAUCGCUUCUCCGUUUUCCACGGUCAUCUAUAAGAACAUUGACGCACAUUUUGACAUUGGCAAAGCGUACCUGCAAGUCGACGACACAUAUGUACGCAACCAAGUGACCUACUGCUACCUCAUCGCGUACGCCUUCCAGAUCUGCUCAGUUGCUUGGGUAUUCCUACUACCACGUCAGAAAGCCGAGACACUGGAGCUCAAACGCACUGGAGGCAAAAGCAAGUGGGCCGGCAUCAUCACCAUUGUUAUCUUUACCUUCUGCUUCGUCUGGUCCAUCAUGACGAACCUCAUGACCAUUUUCCCGUCAACUUCGUGCCUGAAAAUCGCUGGUGGAACUGGUUGUUAGUGUUACGUCAAACAUCGUGGCGUUUGCCUUGGUAACGUUGCAUAUGCAAGUAGACACGCAUGUCGAGUAAAGGAUCUAGCUCUAUAGAGUUGCUAGAUGGCAAUGGAGUCUAAAUAACCUGGCAUUUCGUUCAGUUAAAUAAAAUCCUCUUCUUCCUCGUCG